GCGUGUCGCCUUGUUUGCGGACAUUGUUCUUGGUGAUGGUGGCGUCGGCCUAGUACGUAUUUUUGAGCCCAAGGUAGGACGUUUCUCCGAAAUAUUCUCAGUGAAUCGCAGCAUUGUGUAGUUUUGAGCGCUGCCGCUUAUUCCCUAGGUGUUCUCGGAGAAGGUUUAUUCCGUCGCGAGGAAAGCGGCCAGUGAAGUGGUAUGUAUACAGCGUAUGGACACAGUUAACUUUUACGCAGAGUGCUACUCUUUGCCUGGUACAGUGCACACGCUAAGGCAAAGCGCAAGCGUCGGAUUUAAAAAAAAAAUCUCAUUAGUAAGAAUCGAGCGCUGCUAGAACAAUGCCUAACAGGGAUAAUGUAGCAAACUGUGGCAGCAGUGGUAGCGGCAGCGAGGAGGCAGCAGCUGUUGUGGAACAUGUUUGCCGUGACUUUCUGCGCAAUGUAUGCAAGCGUGGCAAACGCUGCCGCUUCAAGCAUCCAGAUGCUGGCGAUGUGUCUGACCUUGGGGUUCAGAAGAAUGAGUUUGUGUUUUGCCAUGAUUUUCAAAAUAAAGAAUGUGAACGGCCGAAUUGUCGCUUUAUUCAUGGUACAAAGGAUGAUGAGGAGUACUAUAAGAAAACAGGAGAACUCCCACCUCGCUUGCGGCAUAAAGUAGCAGCUGGAUUAGGCCUGUCACCUACUGACUUGCCAAACAAGGAUGAAGUACCCAUCUGCCGUGAUUUCCUAAAGGGGGAUUGCCAGCGUGGGGACCGGUGCAAAUUCCGACACUUGCAGCGUGAAUAUGAGCACCAGUAUGAUUAUUCUUGUGAUACGAGGGGAGGGAUGAUAAAUAUUGGUCUGAGCCCAGGAAGCUUAUCUGCCCCUACAACUCGUGCCUAUGAACAUUAUGGCAGUUGUGAUGGUCUUACAGACACAGAUUAUUAUUCUUCUUGCUACCGUUAUGGGGACCGUUUUGACGAUCCAGUUAUGAAGAGAAGGCGCAUGGGAUACGAUGGAUAUUAUAGUGGUUCUCCAGUAGAGUACCGUCUCCUGGAAGAAGAGAAUGUUAUGCUCCGUAGACGUGUUGAGGACCUUAAAAAGCAAGUUUCUGUUUUGGCAGCAACCAAUGAGGUUUUACUGGAUCAAAAUGCCCAGUUUCGUAGCCAGGCCAAAGUUGUUACCCUUAGUACACUGAGUACUACAGCCCCAACUAAUGAGCAAGGUGUGAGAUCUGUCACCAACUACAACCAUGGCAUUGCCCAAACACACACCACGCUUAGCAGUCAUGCGUUGCAGCCACGAGUUGUUACUCAGCAGGAGCUUGUGGCUUCCUCUGGUGCACCUGCUUCUUCUCAAAGCAAUGCCCCUCAGCAGCUAAACCCAGAAAUAGCCCCAUUGUCUGCAGCGCUGGCGCAAACCAUUGCUCAAGGCAUGGCACCUCCUCCUGUAUCCAUGGCUCCUGUAGCUGUUUCUGUGGCUCCAGUGGCUGUUUCAAUGUCUCAGCCCCUGUCUUGUAUCACAAUGAGCCAUGCCACUACACCCAUGGUUACUUAUCCUAUAGCCUCACAGAGCAUGCGCAUAACAGCCUUGCCUCACUGAUUAGCAAAACUCACAGCUACAGUGGCUUAUAUAUGAUUCCGUGGUGUAGUCCUGCCAGUAAUAGACACACACACUUUUUUUGCCUUUCAUUCUGUAACAGGGGAACACGUAAGUGGUACACUUCCAGCACUGUCUUGCAUACCAUCAUAUGCACAAAAUUAUAUAUAUUUUAAAAGUGGAACUAUCCAAAAACCAAAAUGCAAGUUAUAAAUAGAAGCAUGAUAUUCAAUAUAAUGCCAUUACUUAAGCUUUUUCUAUUUUGAAGACCCUAUAUUCGGUUUAUUUUGUCCCCUCCACUUUCCAACUUUGCUAUUGAAUUUUGUUGAAUUUUGCUUUUCUGUAAGCACAUGAUCAUACACAUGCAACAAUGGAUUAUAUUGAGAAGUCCACAGUGCAAUUUAUAAUAAGCCUUAUUACAGUAUUUGCACUAUAUUACAGACAAGUACAGGACAGAGACGUGCAAAAAAAUGUGUUAUUUAAUCAUUCCCAUUAUUUUCUCAGUGGCAUGCCUGUCUAAUCUUUGGUGAUGUAGAACUUAGCAAGCUGCCAGUAGUAAGUGUGGAAAGUGGAGCUGUGGACACGGCAAAUAUAUUAUCUUCCGAUUUAUGAGCACAUUUUUAACUCAGCUAUUUAUACUUGGCAGUUUUGUUUUGUGAUAGUUCUGCUCUAAUUCAAUAUCUACAGAAAAGCCUGUGCUUGUCAUCUAGGGACAUCCCAUCAGUGCAUAUUUGUUUGUCCCAUACUUAUAUGAAAUUAUACAACUGGUUAAAUGUGUAACAUACAUACUAGGGAUAUUUAGUAUGUAUGCAUGAUUUUUGUUUUUUUUUCCCCUCCCUUGCCUUUUCUCUGAUAGUUUCUGCUUCAUUUGUUUAAUAUGUAUAGAAAGACAGCCAUCUUUACACAAUUAGAUAUGAUUGUUAGGAAUUUCUCUGUAGUCUGUGCUGUGCCAUUUGUAUACUGCCUCUCAAUAGUUGUAUCUUGGUAUUUCAUUUUCUCCAAAAUUUGGGAUUUGGUGGGCUGCCAUUGGCUAAUUACAGUGCAAGAACUGCUCCCUAGUUCCUCCACUAAUUUAUAUAAUAAGAAUCCGUGCUAUUGCCAGUAAGGCAGUCUAUGAAUCUUUUCACAUUGUAUGUUAAACCAUCUGCUUACCCCUUCUAAUCUUAUCCUUGUUUGUCUUGUGUAAUAAUGACUCCAGUUUGAAGAAAUUAAAUCUGUACCAGACUUUGA
Molecule: messenger RNA, 2807 nt
Organism: Xenopus laevis (African clawed frog)
Lineage: Eukaryota; Metazoa; Chordata; Amphibia; Anura; Pipidae
Gene: zc3h10.L
Product: zinc finger CCCH-type containing 10 L homeolog
Exons: 2
Coding region: 342-1580 (412 amino acids)
Biological process (GO): regulation of RNA splicing
Cellular component (GO): nucleus
Molecular function (GO): metal ion binding; RNA binding
Source: RefSeq, a predicted model, not a curated record